Messenger RNA from Nilaparvata lugens (brown planthopper), 2215 nucleotides. It is a transcript of the gene CysRS-m, whose product is annotated as probable cysteine--tRNA ligase, mitochondrial. Bases 614 to 2215 code for a protein of 533 amino acids. NCBI's taxonomy places the organism in Eukaryota, Metazoa, Arthropoda, Insecta, Hemiptera, Delphacidae. Gene Ontology annotation, molecular function: ATP binding; cysteine-tRNA ligase activity. The record is from RefSeq and is a predicted model, not a curated record. Gene Ontology annotation, cellular component: cytoplasm. The transcript is spliced from 9 exons. Gene Ontology annotation, biological process: cysteinyl-tRNA aminoacylation.
GGCAAAAUAUCGCAUCCACAAACAUCAUACAGUGACGUAGAAUCAAACUGUCAAAAAUCAUGUUUUAAGAUUCUAGCUCUCCGCUCAGCAAUUUUUGGAAUAUCUUGAAUAAGAAGAGCAUUUAUUGCAAUUCAAGAGCAAAAAUCCUACUCUUUCACCUAGUAUUCACGCUCUCAACUCUCUAGGUUCUAUAAUCUUCUAGGUUAUAAUUGUACGUACACAGUUUGACUUAACGGCUCCUUAUGACUUUUGAGAAUGUGAUAUUUCGUCAGCGCUCAGCGGUAACCGGUUAACCUCAAUCAUGUUUAGUGUUCGUUUAUUGGACAGGUCUUAGUGAAGAUUAAGUGUAUAAGUGUUUAUUUUAAUUUAAAAUAAGUUUUCUCAGUUAAUUUUUCUUGCUUGUUAAUGUUUUAUGCUUGUCUUCUCUUAAUCAAUGAUAACACCAAUUUAUCAUCGUAUCACUGUGGUAUAAAUUUCAAAACAAAAGAGUGGUUAUACUAUGAUUAUUAGUCUUGUACUAUACGGUAAUAAUUAUAUAACGUUCAAUUUCCACAAAUAAUUAAAUAAAUGAACCGUCUAAUUAGUUUGAUAUUUUACGGCUCUGUAGUUGACAAUGUCGUACAAUCAACUUUUAUUACCAAUUAGUAGCUUAGUUUUUCCCCUCAGAAGAUCAUCAUCACAUUUUGUAAACUUGAAGUUGUACCGUUCUCUGUCACAUUCGCAUCUGAAUAGUUGGGAAGAACCAAUUGGGUUUGAUACUGGAAUCAAAGUUCAUCAUCCUCUCAGCAGAAAAAAAGUAAGACUGAUUUUGAAAAAUGAUGGCGUUGCUACCUGGUACGCUUGUGGUCCAACUGUUUAUGAUUCGGCUCAUAUUGGGCAUGCAAGUUGUUUCGUCAAAUUCGACAUAAUACAAAGGAUACUGCGAAAAUGGUUCGACAUAAAUGUGGUUACUGCCAUGUCAAUCACAGAUAUUGAUGAAAAAAUAAUCAAGAAAUCCCAGACUAGUGGCGAGGACUUGAGAACCAUAACACGUCACUAUGAGAUGGAAUUCUACGAUGAUCUGAACAGUUUGAAUGUGCGGAAGCCAAUAUUUUGUACAAGAGUUACCGAUUACAUGGCACAGAUAAUAUCAUUUGUAAAUACGAUUGUCAAUCAAGGAUGCGCUUACAGGGCUGAAGAUGGUUCGGUGUAUUUCGACACGUCAAAACUACCAAACUACGGCAAGCUGGUUUCAAUUCAUGAUACGGAAGAACCAAAUGAGGAAGCAAGUGAAUCCAACAAACACAAGAAAUCUGCCAAGGACUUUGCCCUAUGGAAAUGUAGGGAGAUGGAACCGUUCUGGGAGAGUCCCUGGGGCCGGGGUAUACCAGGAUGGCAUAUAGAGUGCUCAACUAUGGCUAGUGCUAUAUUUGGAUCGAACAUAGAUAUACAUUCAGGUGGCAUAGAUCUAAAAUUUCCCCACCAUGAAAACGAGGAAGCCCAGAGCUGUACUUAUCAUUCUUGUAAACAAUGGACCAAUUACUGGCUUCAUUCUGGUCACCUCCAAUUCAAGGGCGAUGAAAAAAUGUCAAGAUCGUUGAAGAAUGUCAUGAGUAUAUCUGAUAUGCUCGACAAAUACAGUGCUGAUCAAUUUCGAGUCCUGUGUCUGCUCUCACCCUACAGAAGGAGUAUUGAAUUUAGUGACGAAUCAAUGGUAAAAGCAAUCAAAAUUUGUAAAAAAAUUGAAGCGUUUUUGGGGAAAUGCAACGCUUAUAUUAAUGGACAGUUUGGACAUAAUGUGAUGGUUGACGAAUCGUCUCUAAUACAAGCUUUAAAAAAUACCAAAGCAGGGAUGCGAGCAUCGUUCUGUGAUGAUUUCAAUACUGCCAACGCGAUGACUGAUCUGAUGGACUUGAUCUCGCUCACCCAUAAGAAUUUAGACCAGGAAGUUCUCGAUGAGAAUCUGAAUCCAAUUACAGUUGGCAGUAGUCUGGCAGUUAUUGGAGCUGUUAGGAAUUUUGUGAUGGACACAAUACAUGAUUUGGGUCUCACCAUUGCUAAGCAAAAGGUGACUUCAGAAAUUUCUUCCAAUGCCGACUUGGGAAGUAAAGACCAGUUGAUCUCGAAUGUGAUUGAUCUUUCAGUUGGGUUUCGACGUGAUGUCAAAAACACAUUAGUGAAGAUGUCGUCUGAUAAUCUAAAAGAACAGAAAGGCGAGUUUAUAAUUAAUUCUUAG